Messenger RNA from Rotaria sp. Silwood1, 2736 nucleotides. The record is from the annotation of a GenBank genome assembly. NCBI's taxonomy places the organism in Eukaryota, Metazoa, Rotifera, Eurotatoria, Philodinida, Philodinidae.
AUGACAAUAAGAUCUAAUGCUGGAAAAUCGUCAUCAUCACUUUCAUUGAGUACUAGUCCACUACCAAUUAAUUCAUCAAUAUUAACUCAACAAUUUGCAGACAUUAUUCGACGUUAUAAAUAUUAUUGUCAACAUAUUCAACGAUUACGAAAAGAAACAGAUAAAUCUUACAAUGAAAUAAAUGAUACACGUGUUCUUGCACAAGACAAAAUUUCUAAUAUAUCUGUAUCAAAAUCUGAUGGUGAAUAUCUUGAUGCAUUAAAAACACGUCCAUUAGCACUUAUUAUUUGUUCACAAAGUUAUAAUGGAAAAUCACGUUUUGUUAAUGAAUUAUUAAAUGAACAAUUAUUACCUGAAUCACCAUUAAUCGAUAAAAAUGAUGUCGUACGAAUGGUUCGAAUCAAGAAUCAUUCAGUACGCGGUGCUAGUUUAAAUAUAUCCGGUUCAUUCGAACUUAUAAAUGCUGAUAUUAUGUAUAAACCUGUAUCAUGGGCAACAGUACCUCGUGAUGAUUUAAUUGUAAAUGGGACUAAUGAGUAUCAUCCAUUAUCGGAUGAUGAAAAUUCAAAUGAUGAUAAUGAACAACAAGAAACAGCAUCACUUGAAAUACGUAAACCAUUGGAAUUACUUAGUGAUGAUUUACAAAUAGUUAUAACACCAAGUAAUCAAAAAUUAAAUAUGAGACAAAUUUAUACACAAAUAACGGAAAAUAUUGUACCAAUAUUUAUUUAUAUUAUUGAUCAAGAAAUCUUAUCAGAAAAUGAUAUUGAUGAAUUAAGAUUAUUUCGUUCUAUUGUACCUAAUGAACCUAUUUUAUUUAUUCGUAUUGAUCAAUCUGAUAAUUCAUCGAGUACGAGUGAAGCACCAUGUGUUCAAACUUUCAGGCAAUUAUGUGACCUUGGUUUUCUUUCAUUUUUGAGCACAGAAUCUAAUGAUAAUACAUCAGACACAACACCUCUUUUUCAAAGUGAUAUGAUUGAUAAUGGUUUAAUUAAUUUUACACUUUUUCUUAAUUAUAUUCUUAAACAUAUUGAUCGAUUAACUAUUCGAGCUGUGAGCAUUUUACAACGAUCACAUGAACUUUGUUUAGAUCUUUUUAAUGAUAGUGCUUUUGAUAUGGCUAGAGAUAUACUUAUCACACCUAAACGCUUAAGUUAUGCACGUGAAAAAGAAAAAAAUCUUUAUGAAUCAUUAGUUGCAUUAACAAAUUCAAAACAAAAUGAAAUUCAAAAAAUAAUUUUACAAGCUGUUGAUGAAAUGCAUGAAGUCCUAACAGAUGAAGCUUGUUCACUUGAAAUUCCAGGUAUCGAACUUACUGAUCAAUUAACUGUAAAACAUGCACGAGAUUUAAAAAAAUGUACAAGUGUUAUACAAGAACAAAUUCUUGUACGAUUAAAUGAAACUAUAGCAAAUAAAUUAUUAGAUUCAAUUAAUGUUUUACAUGAUAAUUAUGUUGGAACAUUAACACGUUGUCUUUUUAGUUUAGAAAGUAAUAAAGAUGAUGAUGAAUCAGAAUUAUCAGCAAGUAAAGCACUUCAAGAGAUCCUUCAUUCUGCAUAUGAAGUCAAUCUAUCAUUACCAACUAAUUCAAAUUUAUUUCAAAUAUUAAUUGAUAGAAUGAAAGAGCUUUUUCGAACAUUUAGUUGGAAUAAUUUUCCACGUAUUGAUCCAGAAUUUAAACGUUCUGUUGCACUUAAUAUAUUAAAUAGUCUUAGUGAAGCGAAAUUAGCAAAAAGUGUUUGUACACAAUUAAAUGAUCGUAUACGUAUGUCACAUGAUAAUUUUGAAACAUUACUUAAACAACUUGAACAUCGUCAUUCGGAUCGUCUUAAAACAACAGAAGAUAAACAACAACGUGUCAGAAAAGAAUGUACACCAAAAAUAGCUCGAUUAUUACUUGAAAGUACAUCAUUAAAAGAUCUUAUUCAAUAUGGUUUACCAAAACAAGGACGUGAAAUUGGACGUGGACAAUAUGGUGUUGUUUAUGAAUGUAAAAAUUGGGCUAAUCAUCAAUCAUGUGUUAUAAAGUCUGUUGUACCACCUGAUGAUCGACAUUGGAAUGAUCUUGCUUUAGAAUUUCAUUAUUUAAGACGAAUUCCAGAACAUCCAAGAAUUGUUAAAUUACUUGGAUCAGUUAUUGAUUAUAAUGAUAGUGAUCAAACACCAGUAUUACUUGUUAUGGAAAGACUUAGACGUGAUUUGUAUGUUGCUUUAAAAAAUCGACUCGAAUUUUCAGUUAGAAUGCGUGUUGCUUUGGAUGUUGUGGAAGGUUUAAGAUAUUUACAUGGUUUAGGUCUUGUACAUCGUGAUAUUAAAUUAAAAAAUGUCUUGUUAGAUGAAGUUAAUCGUGCUCGUAUUACUGAUCUUGGUUUUUGUAAACCAGAAGUUAUGAUGAGUGGUUCUCUAGUUGGAACUCCGAUUCAUAUGGCACCUGAGUUAUUUACAUUAAAAUAUGAUCAUACAGUUGAUAUUUAUGCAUUUGGUAUAUUAUUUUGGUAUAUAUGUUCAAAUGGUGUUAAAUUACCAACAAAUUUUGAUGUUUGUUCAUCAAAAGAUAUACUUUGGUCAGCAGUAAAAAAAGGUGUACGACCAGAACGUUUAAUGGAUUUUAGUGAUGAAUGUUGGUCAAUAAUGACAAAAUGUUGGGAUACUCAACCAUCGCAAAGACCUUAUUUAGGUGAAGUUCAAGAAAAAAUUGAGCAAAUUCUUAAUAAUACAAGAACAACAUCUGUUUGA